AUGGAUGAAUCGAUCAUGAAUCUUGGAAAGCGAUUCGUGGGUGAACAUGAUGAAUACAUCUUCGUAUGGGAUGAGUUCCAACUCUUUGUGAAGAAAUGGUUGAAGCAGGAGCAGGCAAGGGACAGACUCCGAUGGAACAAAUCGGACAACCUCACGCUCCCCGAUACCAUCCAGCUGCAUUUCAGUCGGCCGGCCAAUUUUUGGGAAUGGUUCUGGCACAAAGAAAAGAAACCAUCGGGCAUGACCAGGGUGGAUUUCAACCCAUUCUUCUUGAUCCCACCCACCUAUUUUGUGCGCCCCAUCGACCUGUCCCACGUGCCCCGGACCAAAUACUUUGUUCUCCCCAUCUACAUGCAGCAGGUCUGGUUCAAGAAUUCAACCCAUCUCUUCAAAUGCCACGAUCACAGGAGAUGGCGCCAGAUCUACAAGGACCUCGACGUUGCCAACAACGAUACAAGGAAGAAUGCGCCCAUCCUAUUGCACCGUUUUAGGAUCAUGCUGGAUAGACCCUAUGGCAUCUAUGCAAUCCAAAAAAAUCCAACCUAUAGCAGCACGACGGAUUCAUACCAUGCACCGGGCAAGAGAACGGCAUCCCAUGCAUUCAGGGGGAGGGCUAACCUCAGGGGGAAGGAAGAUCACAAGGAGGACAUCGAUGAUUGGUUGAAGGUAACCAAAUGGGGCUCAAGCCUAAAGGAUCCCAAGUACAUGACAAGGAGCAAGAUCGGGAGCCUGUUGCACGCUGCGCAGAGGCAGGAAAACAAUGACAUGAGGGUGUUGUACGCAUUCUGCCAGCACGUGGGGCUGCAGUUCGUCCUAGAUUUCUCGGAGUGA
Guillardia theta CCMP2712 is the source of this 831-nucleotide messenger RNA. RefSeq lists its product as hypothetical. Bases 1 to 831 code for a protein of 276 amino acids. The transcript has a single exon. Lineage: Eukaryota; Cryptophyceae; Pyrenomonadales; Geminigeraceae. The record is from RefSeq and is a predicted model, not a curated record.